AAUCCAGGCUCGGCGCUGCAUUCAAGCAUCCCUACGUUUUCGCCAAGCAUUUCAUUCGGAUCUGCAGGAUUCAGCCCACAGCAAUUAUUUUGCAACCGAAACGGACGCAUAGUAUGAUAACUUUCAUUUGAGUUGAUUUGGUUUCUUUCAUUUUUAUUUUUGUUCAUUCGAUAUCAUCGUUUUUUCUUAAUUUUUCUACUCUCAUCCACAGUUCAUUUGCAGCCAGUUUACACACCACCAGCUCAAAGGGGAAUACUAUACCUCGAGCCGUUCUCUCUCUUGUCUGCUGCUAUUCGAGAGAAGCUCGCGCACUUUGGAUUGGUACCUUGGCUGGUUUACCUAGAACCCGACAAACUGGGGAUUUAAUAGGCUAUUUGCGUCUGCGCUUGUGGAAGUGGACAUCGGCGGCGACACGGGUCGCCUUUCUGUUGUAAGGAAUGUACCCGGUGCUAAGGUCUGCUCACUGAGGGAGAAUAUCAACGCGCUCUCUUCUCGACUCUCUGUAUGAAAGACUGCGGUGCGCCUCUGGUUUUGUAUUCCCGAGGAGCUCUUAUAAAGGGACUAACUCGGCACCAGGUCCUUCCUUGGAGAUGCUCUAUAUUUGAUCGGCGUACGCAUUUGCUUCUUCGUCCCUUUUUAGCUUAUUUGAUCGGGAUAUAGAGUCUAAUUGCCUCGGUCAUUCUCUUGUGCGUUUCACGUCUAUUUUUUGGACAUAUCAUUUCGGAACGGAUUGUGACCCUCCCUGAAUACAGCAAUAAUGGGGGACUCGAUGUGGAGAUAUUAUUUUGGAGUUUUGUUUAUUGCGUGCAAGGUGAACUUGUCCCGGGCGAUAAUUCUGGAGUCCAUAUAUUGGAACACAACAAAUACCAAAUUCGUGCCAGGGCAGGGCCUGGUGUUAUAUCCUCAGAUCGGAGAUAAGUUGGACAUAGUGUGCCCGCGGGUGGAUGGAGGGGUGCGAGAUGGGGUGGAGUAUUACAAGAUCCACAUGGUUCCCAGGGAGCAGCUGGAGAGCUGCACCAUCACCAAGGCUGACACACCGCUGCUCAACUGUGACAAGCCUGACCAGGAUGUCAAGUUCACACUCAAGUUUCAGGAGUUCAGCCCCAACCUGUGGGGCCUGGAGUUCUUCAGAGGGAAAGACUACUACAUCAUCUCAACAUCAAAUGGCACAAUGGAGGGCCUGGAGAACCAAGAAGGAGGGGUGUGCAAGAUGAAGUCCAUGAAGAUAAUCAUGAAAGUGGGACAAAAUCCCUCUGACCCUAUCUCACCCAAAGACUACCCCACCAGAUUCCCUCCCAAGCACCCCGACAAGGAGUCAUACAAACCAAACGAAGUGCUGGAGAAGAAAGGUCCGUCGUACAGGGAGGGCGAGGGCGACCAAGGGACGGGCGGGAAAUCCUCAAGUGUCAUCGGCUCCGAAGUGGCCCUGUUUGCCGGCAUCGCCUCGGGCAGCGUUAUCUUCAUCAUCAUCAUCAUCAUGCUGGUCGUGCUGCUGCUCAAGUACCGGCGGCGGCACCGCAAGCACUCGCCACAGCACGCCACCGCGCUGUCCCUCAGCACACUGGCCACGCCCAAACGGGCGAGCGGCAACAACAACGGCUCGGAGCCCAGUGACAUCAUCAUCCCGCUCAGGACUGCAGACAGCGUCUUCUGCCCGCACUACGAGAAAGUCAGCGGGGACUACGGUCACCCGGUGUACAUUGUUCAGGAGAUGCCCCCCCAGAGCCCUGCCAACAUCUACUACAAGGUCUGAGCUCAGCUCCACCCCCCUUCCCCCCAGGCACCGCCCCCCCCCCAGAACGCUCUAUCUCUCCUUCCUUCCCCACAUCUCUGUUGUUUUUCUUGUUGAACUUUACUAUUCCUGUUAUUAUUCUUCGUUGUUGGGAUUCAUUGGAGAACUU
Oncorhynchus keta (chum salmon) is the source of this 1901-nucleotide messenger RNA. RefSeq names its product ephrin-B2a (gene efnb2a). Gene Ontology annotation, cellular component: plasma membrane. Gene Ontology annotation, biological process: axon guidance; ephrin receptor signaling pathway; blood vessel morphogenesis. NCBI's taxonomy places the organism in Eukaryota, Metazoa, Chordata, Actinopteri, Salmoniformes, Salmonidae. Gene Ontology annotation, molecular function: ephrin receptor binding. The record is from RefSeq and is a predicted model, not a curated record.